Molecule: messenger RNA, 2395 nt
Organism: Toxorhynchites rutilus septentrionalis
Lineage: Eukaryota; Metazoa; Arthropoda; Insecta; Diptera; Culicidae
Product: ATP-binding cassette sub-family B member 10, mitochondrial
Exons: 7
Coding region: 80-2146 (688 amino acids)
Biological process (GO): transmembrane transport
Cellular component (GO): membrane
Molecular function (GO): ATP binding; ATP hydrolysis activity; ABC-type oligopeptide transporter activity
Source: RefSeq, a predicted model, not a curated record
CAUUCAUUGGUUUAUUUUGUUUCGACCAUCAGCUGUUUAUUAUAUUUACGUAGGAACUAAAUCAAAAUAUUCGCUCAGUAUGAUAAUAAGCAUAGCUAGCAAUUGUUGCAAACGGUUACACCUAAUCCAAGGAUUACACCGACCUAUCAAGAAUAUGGCUCCAUUACAUCAUCGAGGUGCGAUUCUGCAGCGAGGCCAAAUGUUCUCGUGGAUCGGUUUUCAAACGAAGAGCUGUAGGAAUGCAGCUAAAACAUCUGUGAUAAUCUGCCCUAGGCGUCCCAUAAAAGCUCACCAUUUCAGCAGCGACUCAUCAUCAAACAUUGACCAAUCUCGGCCAGCACUAGCGAAACAAUCACAACAGAACUCUAAUAUCAGUUUAGAUUCUGCUAAUGUAAAACGUUUACUUGAAUUCGCGAAACCAGAACGAUGGAGUAUUGCUGGAGGAGUUGGAUGUUUGAUUCUCUCGUCGGCAAUAACGAUGUCCGUUCCAUUCGGUCUUGGCAAAAUUCUAGAUGUGAUUUAUUCCUCCUCUGUCGAGGCAGGACUUGCGAAGGAAAAAUUAGAUCAAUUUUGCCUAUUGCUCGCGGGUGUAUUCGCUCUUGGUGGAUUAGCUAACUUCGGAAGGAUUUAUCUAUUCAGUAACGCUUCUUUAAGGAUAACGCAAAGUAUUCGUUCGACUUUGUAUAAUGCUAUGUUGAAAAAUGAAACGGGAUGGUUUGAUAAGAAGGGUACCGGGGAGCUUGUGAAUCGGUUGUCCUCCGACACGUUUCUGGUGGGGAACUCGCUCAGUAUGAACCUAUCCGAUGGUUUACGUUCCACUGCGAUGGUGCUAGCAGGGACUGGUAUGAUGGUAUAUACCUCGCCCCAUUUGGCACUGGUUGGCAUCUGUAUCGUGCCAUGUGUUGCGGGAAUGGCAAUUGGCUACGGACGCUAUUUACGAAACAUCUCGAGACUGCUUACCGAUAAACAGGCUGAAGUUAUGAAGCUAGGUGAAGAAAAGUUGAGCAAUAUUAAAACGGUAAAAAUAUUUUGCAAGGAAAAGUUUGAGAAUCAACUGUUCUCGGACAGGUUGCUGGAUGCGCUCACAGUUGGAUAUCGAGAAGCCAAAGCGAGAGCUGUCUUUUAUGGGAUGACUGGACUUUCAGGAAAUAUAAUUAUUCUGUCGGUAUUAUAUUACGGAGGAACAAUGGUUAACAACAGUGAGAUGACAAUCGGUGCGCUAACGUCUUUUAUUCUGUACGCCGGUUACACUGCCAUAUCCAUAGGAGGAUUGAGUAAUUUUUACACCGAAAUAAACAAGGGAAUAGGAUCAGCCAGCAGAAUCUGGGAAAUAGUGGAUCGGAAGCCGGCUAUUCCGACUGAAGGCGGCCUAAUGCUACAGAAUCAACCAAAGGGAGAAGUGGUGUUCGAUAGUGUUGGCUACAACUAUCCUUCACGACCAGAUGCGGUUGUUUUGAGCAAUUUGAACUUGCGCGUGGAACCAGAGAGCAUAACUGCUGUGGUCGGAAGAAGUGGCUCGGGAAAAUCCACGAUGGCUUCGUUAUUGUUGAGGUUGUAUGAUCCUCAAGCGGGAAAUAUUUUUCUGGACGGUCAAAAUCUCAAGGAUCUGAAUUCAACAUCACUUCGGCGGCACAUAGGAGCCGUGAAUCAGGAACCAGUCUUAUUCAGCGGAUCAAUUCGGGAAAACAUACUGUAUGGGCUCAAUUUAGGCGACAAAGUAUCAGAAAGCGAUUUCCAACGAGCAGUUCACGAGGCACAUGUGCACGAAUUCGCGAAACAUUUGCCGGACGGUUUGAACACACUUGUAGGCCAGCGAGGGAUAAUGCUCAGCGGAGGACAGAAGCAACGUGUUGCGAUCGCGAGGGCAAUCAUCCGGAAUCCAAGAAUUUUAAUUCUGGAUGAGGCGACCAGUGCGCUUGAUGCGGUUUCGGAAGAGCUCAUCCAGAAAUCUUUGGAGCAUUUGACAAGAAACCGAACUGUGCUGAUAAUUGCCCACCGCUUGAGUACAAUUCGCAACGCGACAAACAUUGCCGUUUUACAAAAUGGCAAAAUUGUUGAGCACGGUAAUUAUAGUGAGUUGUUUAAGGUUAACGAGGGUGUUUUCAAAGAAUUAGUUCAACGACAAACGUUUUCGUUGUCGUCAUAACGUUAUCGUUUACAUCUCGGAUGUAUUCCAUAAGUAGGCCUUGAUUUUCGUGAAUCUGAUGUGAAAAGUUUAAAAUGUCAUUAUUGUUGAUAUACAAAGGCGAUUCGUACUGAAUCGAAAUAAUUUGUUUCAUUUUAGUCACAUAUUUACAUUCGAUUUAGCUUAUAGUUCAUAGAUCGGUUGAAGUUUAAAAAUAAAAAUUGUCAUGAGAUGUCGCUUCGGAGUGGAGAUUUGCACAUAUUGAUGAGU